ACCGUUUCUGCAAAGAACCAGCCCUCAAAUCCAAAAGCAAACCUUUAAAAUGGCAUUCAAGUUUGUCUUCGCCCUCGCCUUCGUCGCCGUGGCCAGUGCCGGCUACGCCCCCAUCGCCGCUCCCCAAGUGUACCAUGCUGCCCCCGCGGUGGCCACCUACGCCCAUGCCCCCGUUGCCGUGGCCCAGAAGGUCGUGGUCAAGGCCGCCGAGGAGUACGACCCCCACCCCCAGUACCGCUUCUCCUACGGAGUCGACGACAAGCUGACCGGCGACAACAAGGGACAGGUGGAGGAGCGCGACGGCGACGUGGUCCGCGGAGAGUACUCCCUGAUCGACGCCGAUGGCUACAAGAGGACCGUCCAGUACACCGCCGACCCCAUCAACGGAUUCAACGCCGUGGUGAACCGUGAGCCCCUGGUCAAGGCCGUCGCCGUUGCCCCUGUCGUCAAGACCGUUGCCGCCCCCGUCGCCCACUUCGCCGCCCCCGCUGCCUACACCUCCUACGCCGCCCCUGCCGUCGUGAAGACCGUGGCCCCCGUUGCCCACUACGCCGCCCCUGCUGUGGUCAAGACCGUUGCUCCAGUGGCUCACUAUGCUGCUCCUGCCGUGGUCAAGACCGUGGCUCCAGUGGCCCACUACGCCGCCCCCGCUGCCUACACCUCGUACGCCGCUCCUGCUGUUGCCUACCACCACUAAGAACUGCCAUUCCACAACCUUUUAUUGUUAUAGUUUUACGAACGACCUCUAAAAAUAAACCAAUAUUUGUCAUUUAAAAAGUUCAUUUCACUCUAUAAAUGUAUCCGGCUUUAAGGAUACGUUUUGCCUGGGGCUGAAUUCAUUCAAGAUCCAAAUACAAUUUAAUUAUUUUUGCUUCAUUAGGGCUCAAUUCGAAUGGCUGUGUGGUCAAUUAAGUGAACUGGGCUGCGACAUUGAAAUUCCAAAGUUUGGAUUUUAAAGUCAAAUUGGAUUUUUUCUUUCAAUCGUUCCAUUCCAUUCAGAGACCAAUUUGCUACACCCGCUACGAUUCGAUUCAGCUCUGGAAAUUGACCAAACCUAUCAGCGAAUAAUAAAUCAUAAUCGGAUAAGUGUAAAUUAUUUAUGCUUAUAUAAGUAUGUCACGGAUAUAACUAUGGCAAUACGGAAUUCUGCGUUUCAGCACGUGGUCAGUCGGCUUCCGGUUGGAAAU
This is a messenger RNA of Drosophila biarmipes, 1187 nucleotides long. Its product is annotated as larval cuticle protein A2B. Gene Ontology annotation, cellular component: extracellular matrix. The transcript is spliced from 2 exons. The record is from RefSeq and is a predicted model, not a curated record. Lineage: Eukaryota; Metazoa; Arthropoda; Insecta; Diptera; Drosophilidae. Bases 50 to 697 code for a protein of 215 amino acids.